Podarcis lilfordi (Lilford's wall lizard) is the source of this 21729-nucleotide messenger RNA. The record is from the annotation of a GenBank genome assembly. Lineage: Eukaryota; Metazoa; Chordata; Lepidosauria; Squamata; Lacertidae.
CGCAGUUUGAAGCCGAAAGCGUGCGUCACUGCCGUGCUGGCAAGGGGAGCUUGCAAAAGGCUGCGCUCAUUCAUGCAAUAGGUUGCGCGCAGGAUGAAGCCUGGGAAGGGGGCAAGCGUGCUUGCGGGAGGCGGAGCUUUGCACCAGUGACUUGCUUUUGAGGGUCAUGUGGCCUGCCUUGCAGGGGAGGCUGUUGCUUGCGAGGGAUCCUGGCACCUCCAAGGUGUUCGGCAGGUAGGUGGCUGUGGGUGGGUGUGCGCGCAGAGAGUAGCUUUCUCCAGGCGCAGCAAUUGCCAGCGGUUGCAUUCCCUAACCCCCUGUUAUAAGAAAAACUGCUCCUUUUCCCUUAUGGGCUACCCAAGAGCCCAUAUAGAGUCCUUUUGUAGGUUCUCUAUCGGUAGGAGAAAAAUGUUGUUGUUGUUUAGUCGUGUCCAGCUCUUCGUGACCCCCUGGACCAGAGCACGCCAGGCACUCCUGUCUUCCACUGCCUCCCGCAGUUUGGUCAAACUCAUGCUGGCAGCUUCGAGAACACCAUCCAACCAUCUCGUCCUCUGUCGUCCCCUUCUCCUUGUGCCCUCCAUCUUUCCCAACAUCAGGGUCUUUUCCAGGGAGUCUUCUCUUCUCAGGAGGUGGCCAAAGUAUUGGAGCCUCAGCUUCAGGAUCUGUCCUUCCAGUGAGCACUCAGGGCUGAUUUCCUUCAGAAUGGAGAGGUUUGAUGAUCUUGCAGUCCAUGGGACUCUCAAGAGUCUCCUCCAGCACCAUAAUUCAACCCCCUGUUAUAAGAAAAAAAACCAGCUCCUUUUCCCUUAUGAGGUACCCAAGAGCCCAUAUAGAUUCCUUUUGUAGGAGAAAAAUAACAGAGGCCAACCAGAGAAUAUUGAGAAGCAAAACAGCGAGUGACCCUGAUAUUUAUUAAACUGUUGCAGCAGGAUGAUCACUUCCACACGAACCACGAUCUAACCGACUGAGCUAUCCAGCUGAAGAACGCUUUAAAUCCGGUCUUAGAUAUUAACUGCUUUGAGUUGGUUAUUGGAAUCAUAAAACUGCUUUAUAAUGUUUGGCAUUUGGUUUUUGAGUUCUGUUAUCUAUUUGCCACCCCUUGGCUUCUUUGGGAGGAAGGCCAAGGUAUAAAUUCAGUAAAAAAUUGUUGCUGAAUGUUGCUUUGUUGUUUAUUUUAAAGUUCUUGUUGCUUUUUGUAUUGGAUAAGGUUGUUACUGUUCAUGUUUGAUGUUUUUAUAUGUGUUGGAGGCCGCCCAGAGUGGCUGGGGCAGCCGAGUCAGAUAGGUGGGAUAUGUAUAUCUGUAUGUAUGAAUAAAUAAAUAAAUAAAUAAAUAAAUAAAUGAAAUUGAUUAAAUAAAGUGUUAUAUAUGCCUUUUCAAGAGGAGCAGGGAAAUCCAUGGUGGAAAAGACGCUCCAGCUGCAAUGGCUGUCUCUACUGUUAUAGGGAGUAAAUGCUUCUGAAUACCAGUAAACCACAGAGCCUAGGACUUGCCGUUCAGAAGGUUGGCGGUUCGAAUCCCCGCAAUGACGGGGUGAGCUCCCAUUGCUCGGUCCCUGCUCCUGCCAACCUAGCAGUUCGAAAGCACGUCAAAGUGCAAGUAGAUCAAUAGGUACCGCUCUGGCAGGAAGGUAAACGGCGUUUCCGUGCGCUGCUCUGGUUCGCCAGAAGCGGCUUAGUCAUGCUGGCCACAUGACCUGGAAAAACUGUCUGCGGACAAAUGCCAGCUCCCUCGGCCAGUAAAGCGAGAUGAGCGCCGCAACCCCAGAGCCGGUCACGACUGGACCUAAUGGUCAGGGGUCCCUUUACCUUUACAUUUACCAAUUGCUGAAAAUCACAAGUGGGGGAGAGUUGCUGCUCUCGCACUCAGGUCCAGCUUGUGGGCUUCUCCUGCUACUGUAAGAACAGGAGGCUGGACUAGAUGGGCUCCCUUUGCCCCGUUCCAGCUGCUGCUUGACAGUUCUGACUCUCGCCAGCCAUCUCACUUGCCUCAUUUACUUCCACCGCAGGUCGUAUUGCCGAGCCGCGAAGAGGGACACCAUCUUUGCACUGUCUUCGGGCCAAGGGAAAUGUGGGGUGGCCGUGAUUCGAACCAGCGGCCCGGCCAGCAGCGUGGCCCUGGUCCGCCUGACGAGGGCGGAGGCGCCUCCUCCGAGAGUGGCCACGCUGCGGCGGAUCUGCGACCCCCGGUCUGCCGAAACCCUGGACCGCGGCCUCGUCUUGUGGUUCCCAGGUGAGCGGAUCUGGGCACCUGCGCUGAAUAUAUCUGUGAGGGUGAGGAGAGAGACUCCCAUCAGGCAAGGCCUCCUUCCACCUGCCUUGCCCUACCCUCUGCUUCUCAAUGUGUGUUGUAUUGUGGCUUGCCGUUGUUUUAUUGAUUAUACAGUGGUACAGUGGUGCCUCGCAAGACGAAAAGAAUCCGUUCCGCGAGUCUUUUCGUCUUGCGGGUUUUUUCGUCUUGCGAAGCAAGCCCAUUAGCGGUUUAGCGGAUUAGCGCUACAGUAUUAGCGGCUUAGUGGGCUUAGCGGAUCAGCUGAUAAGCGGCUUAGCGAUCAGCUGUUAAGCGGCUUAACGAUCAGCUGAUAAGCGGCUUAACGAUCAGCUGAUAAGCGGCUUAGCGAUCAGCUGUUAAGCGGCUUAGCCGAUCAGCUGAUAAGCGGUUUAGUGGCUUGGGAAAAGGGGGGAAAGGAAAAACCCGCAGGAACUCGCAAGACAUUUUCGUCUUGCGAAGCAAGCACAUAGGAAAUUCGUUUUGCGAAGCACCUCCAAAACGGAAAACCCUUUCGUCUAGCGGGUUUUCCGUCUUGCGAGGCAUUCGUCUUGCGGGGCACCACUGUACCUCGGGUUAAGUGCUUAAUUCGUUCCGGAGGUCCAGACUUAACCUGAAACUGUUCUUAACCUGAAGCACCACUUUAGCUAAUGGGGCCUCCCGCUGCCACCAGAGCAUGAUUUCUGUUCUCAUCCUGAAGCAAAGUUCUUAACCCGAGGUAAUAUUUCUGGGUUAGUGGAGUCUGUAACCUGAAGCGUAUGUAACCUGAAGAGUAUGUAACCCGAGGUACCACUGUAGUUUAGAUAUUAUUGUAACUGUUGAGUGGAUUUCUGUUUAACUUUCAUAUGUUUAUAUUAUUAUUUUAUACUAUUCUAAUGAUUGUUGAAUGUUACUUUUUUGAUGGAGGUUGCCUAUUUUAAAGUUAUGUUUUAUUAUCUUUUUUUAAAUAUAAUUUUUAUUAAGUUUUCCAUAUUUCAUUACAUUACAUUUCAGUAUGAAAAAUUUCAGUAUAAAAAAAUAAAAAAAAUCAUAACUUAAAGCAUUGCUUAAAUAAAGCAUCAACCUCCUUCCCUCCCUCUAACAGACUUCCAUAUCACUUUACCAAUUUCUUUAAAUUCCUAUAUUCACUUUUUUACCUUAUAUCAAUCUUUUAGCAAUCACCUUCUUAUAAGUAAAUCAGCUCCUUAAUUUCCCAUUACCAAACAUUUCAACUUAAACCUACAAACGUUUUCAACUGUUUACAAUUUUCUAAAGUUAUCUUUUGUGAUCACAUUUUUGUAUUGCAAUGGAUGAGCCUCACCUUGGGAAAACCACCUUCAUGAUAACGGUGUUUUUGUAUAGCAUUAGAUUGUUAUAAGAUGUACAUUUUUUGUUUCUUCAGCUUGUAAACUGCCUUGAGUUUUGUAAGAUAGAAAGGUGUAUACAAAUUAAAAAUGAUGAACGAUGAUGAUGAUGUAUCUCCGGCGUCCCACUCAGGCCAAGGAGAGGGGUUCUGCGAGGUCCGUAGCUUACUAGUAAAGGUAAAGGGACCCCUGAUCAUUAGAUCCAGUCGUGGCCGACUCUGGGGUUGCGGCUCUCAUCUCGCUUUAUUGGCCUAGGGAGCCGGCAUACAGCUUCCGGGUCAUGUGGCCAGCAUGACUAAGUUGCUUCUGGUGAACCAGAGCAGCGCACAGAAACACCGUUUACCUUCCCGCCAGAGUGGUAUCUAUUUAUCUACUUGCACUUUGAUGUGCUUUCAAACUGCUAGGUUGGCAGGAGCAGGGACCGAGCAACGGGAGCUCACCCAAUCGCGUGGAUUCAAACCGCCGACCUUCUGAUCGGCAAGCCCUAGGCUCUGUGGUUUAACCCACAGCGCCACCCGCGUCUCAUAAAUUCUAUCAAAAGCUAUAGCCAAAUAACCAGAAAAAGGAAGCACAACUCACUUAAGGUUGAUAUGCAGUAGUUUUCCUUCAUCUGAAUGUAGCCAGUGAGCAUGAGUGUUUAGAGAGCCAAUUGGGUGUUAUGAGCUAUGAAAUCUCAGAAACCUACUUUCCCCAAAAGCUUUCCCCAAUUUUGGCUGCUGGUGUAGAUGGGGGUCUCUUUGGCCUGACGCCACAUGGACUUCUUAGCUUCUUAUGACUCCUCUUCCAAUUCUUUGCAUCUGCUCUGUCCGGCGCGGCAAUUAUAGUAAUCAUUCUUUAAAUUUCUGCCCUUCCUUUUCCUCGCAUGGGGCACCUCGGGGCAGCAGGCGGCAAAGGAGUAAUUAAUCCCAAGCGUUGUGUUGUUGUUGUUUUUCAGGGCCGGGCAGUUUCACGGGUGAAGACAGCGCAGAGUUCCACGUCCAUGGAGGGCCGGCUGUGGUGAGCGGCGUCUUGAAAGCUUUGGGUGUGUCUUCCUUCCUGUAUUCCAGGCUGACUUUGUUAGGCUGGGUGUCUUGGGCUGAAGGACCCUGUUUUGAAGACCUCUUGUUGCUUUUUGCCAAAAAAAUAAAUAAAUAAAUAAAAUUUCCACAGUUAGGUUUUCACAACUGAAAACAAAAAUUAACCCACAUUUCUACCAGAUCUAGAUUUAUACAAAUGUUGUUGUUGUUUAGUCGUUUAGUCGUGUCCGCCUCUUCGUGACCCCCUGGACCAGAGCACGCCAGGCACUCCUGUCUUCCACUGCCUCCCAUAGUUUGGUCAAACUCAUGCUGGUAGCUUCGAGAACACUGUCCCACCAUCUCGUCCUCUGUCGUCCCCUUCUCCUUGUGCCCUCCAUCUUUCCCCACAUCAGGGUCUUUUCCAGGGAGUCUUCUCUUCUCAUGAGGUGGCCAAAGUCUUGGAGCCUCAGCUUCAGGAUCUGUCCUUCCAGUGAGCACUCAGGGCUGAUUUCCUUCAGAAUAGAGAGGUUUGAUCUUCUUGCAGUCCAUGGGACUCUCAAGAGUCUCCUCCAGCACCAGAAUUCAAAAGCAUCCAUUCUUCAGCGAUCAGCCUUCUUGAUGGUCCAGCUCUCACUUCCAUACAUCACUACUGGGAAAACCAUAGCUUUUACUAUACGGAUCUUUGUUGGCAAGAUGAUGUCUCUGCUUUUUAAGAUGCUGUCCAGGUUUGUCAUUGCUUUCCUCCCAAGAAGCAGGCGUCUUUUAAUUUCGUGGCUGCUGUCACCAUCUGCAGUGAUCAUGGAGCCCAAGAAAGUAAAAUCUCUCACUGCCUCCAUUUCUUCCCCUUCUAUUUGCCAGGAGGUGAUGGGACCAGUGGCCAUUUAUACAAAUACAUUAUCACGAAUCUUCUCUUUGAGAUUCUUUGAAUCGCUGGACUUCCCUCCAUAUCCUCUUCUGGUUCCUUUAUAUAUAAUCCAAAUUCUUCAUUUCCAUACUUACACAGUGGUACCUCUGGUUGCGGAUGGGAUCUGUUCCGGAGCUCCGGUCGGAUCCUGGGGUUUCCGCAACCGGAGGUGACUGUUCUGUGCAUGUUUGUGGCACGUUAGAGUGCCUCUGCGCAUGUGUGCGCGGCAAAACCCUGCAAAAUACUUCCAGGUUUGCCACAUGCGUAUCUUGACGUAUACGUAACCGUAGGUGAACGUAAGUAGAGGUACCACUGUACCUCCAGUUAUUUCCAGUUAUUACCGUAUUUUUCGUUCUAUAGGGCGCACCGGCCCAUAGGACGCACCUCGUUUUUUUGGGGGGGAAAUGAAUAAAAAAAAUUAUUCCCCCCCCCCCGCCGCGGCUGCCGCCCCAAGCCUUGUGCACACCUGCAAGAAGCACGGGGCACCCUCCGGAGGGCUCCCCGUGCUUCGGGCGACAGGCUGCUGCCCCAAGCCUCGCGCGCUCGGCGGGACCUCCUGCCGGGCGCGCAAGGCUUGUGGACACUCGCCGGGGCUGCAGGCUGCUGCCUGCAAGCCUUGUGAGCCCGCGGGAACUCCCACCGGGCUUGCAAGGCUUGCGGAUAGCUUCCUGAAGCCUGGAGAGCGAGAGGGGUCGGUGCGCACCGAUGCCUCUCAUCUCAUCUCAUCUCAAAUCCGUUUAUUGUGAGGACCAUGCCUGUACACAAACAUUAACACAACAAUAGUUAAAAGAUAUUAAAAUUCAUUACAUACUACGCCAACAAAACCUUCAUCCCACAAAAUAGAAAGAGAGGGAAAACGAGCAACGAGUUAAACAGACGAUGAAGGGGUCUUUACAUUUUCAUCCAUAAGUCUUUCCCUGGCUUUCACGGCCUUUAUCACAAAAACCGCUACCACAUGGGUAAUACGUGGGUUUGCAUCAACUAACAAAAAUUUACUCUAUCUUCAGGAUUAGUUAUAGAGUUGGGUAUAAUUUGCAGCAAUGCGUCUCUAAAGCUCGAGUAGAUGGGGCAAUAGAGGAGGUAAUGUGUAAGAUCCUCUUUAAUUUUCAUAAGGCAAGGGCAUAAACGAUGUUCUACUGGGGUUUUUGUGAAUCUACCGGUCAGAUAUGCAGUUGGCAGUGUUUGAAACCGUGCCAUAGUGAAAGCUCUCCGAAGGGUGGGGUCAGUGAUCUCCACCAAGUAGUUGGCACAGAUUUUGACUGCUUUUACUCGGGGAAACCAGUAGGAAAACCCAGAGUUUUUUAUCUUUGUGGAGUCCAAAAAGGCGUCUUUUUCAAAGAUCCAUUCCCGAACUUUAUCAGGGCUCCACAAUUUAAGGGUAUUAAACUCGGGUAGAUUGUAUCUGGAUAGGAUAUCUAGUAGGUUUUUAUGCCAAGUAGUAUUAUUUUGUAAUAAUACAAAGGCUUGUUUAGCCAAUAAGGUGUUCGGGGCAUCUGUGAGGUUGGUGAAAAACACAGGAAUCUUAAGUGGGCCCUGGCAGACACAGAAGGUAAUCCUACUUCCACUCUUAGGAGAGCUGCCGGAGUACUCUGAGGAGGCCUAGAAUUCUUCUGAGGUAAAAAUUUUGGAAGAUUUCAAGCCGUUCUAACAGCUUCUGAUUCCAUCCCCAGAGUUCUACUCCAUAUAGCAUCUGGGGAAUCACUUUUCCAACAAAAGCUUUUAAUGCCGGGAUCACCAGUUGCCCUCCCCUCGAAUAAAAAAAGCUGAGCAGGGCACCGAUUGUCCUACGUGUUAAGAGGGCUACAGUCUUGAAGUGGGCAAGCCAGCUAGAUGUAGCUUGGAAAGUGAUACCAAGAUAUUUAAAAAAAAGACACUGUUCAAUUUUGUGUUCAUCUAAAGACCAUCUAAAUGUGUGGCGAGCUCUAGUAAAUACCACAAUUUUUGUUUUGUCAUAAUUUAUCUUUAGAGAGUUUUGGGAACAAUAAGCUGCGAGCCCCCCAGCAUGCUAUGUAGGCCCCUUCGAGUAAGUGCCAUGACAGCCAUGUCAUCAGCAUAUAGUAAUAUAUUCAGGUGUUUGCCUUCCAGGGCAGGAGCUGAUGACUUAUACUUUGCCAUAUGUUGAACAAUGUCAUUUAUAUAGAAAUUAAAGAGGAACGGCGCUAACAAACAGCCCUGUUUAACCCCUUUCCCCAGUGGCAGUGGGUCAGUAUAGUUGCCUGACAUCCCAGUUCUGAUUUUAACUGUGGUGUCUGAAUGUAACUCUCUAAGUAUUUUGAGAAGUCGUCUAUCAAUAUCUGUUUCAUAUAAUUUUUGCCAUAAUUUGUCCCUACAGAUUGAAUCAAAAGCGGAUGUGAGAUCUACGAAAGCCACAAAAAGUUUGCUCUUAUGUACCUUUGUAUACUUAUCUAUCAUUGUCUGUAGUACCAAACAAUGGCCUGUUGUACUAUGGCCCUUUCUAAACCCUGCCUGUUCCGGAUUAAGCAGGUUAGAGUGGUCAGCCCAGUCAACCAGUUUAUUUAGCAGGUAGCGAGUGUAAAGUUUAUACACAAUGUCCAGGAGACUUAUGGGGCGAUAGUUUGAGGGGUCUUGGGGUCUCCUUCUUAUAGAUGGGGGCUACCAGGCUCAGUUUCCAGUUUUCUGGGAUUUUGCAUAUAUCAUUUAUUACCGUAAAAGUUGGGCCAAAAUAGCAGCCCACCACUGGGCAUUUAGUUUAAAUACCUCAGGAGGAAUCAUAUCCUCACCGGGAGCUUUGCCAUUCUUGAGUGUUUUAAUUAGCUGUAAACAUUCUGAUUCGGUAACAGGAUCCCAGCCCAUUAAUAAAUCGUUUUUAAGAGGAGGAAACUGGCUCGGUUUAGCAAUGUUUGGAGCUGUAUAUAGCCGGGAAAAGUGUUGGUACCAUAAGUUAGAUGAGAUACUGUUGGUUACAAUUUUCCCUUUGGGUGAAACUCCCUGGGCAAUUAUUUCCCAGAACUUUUUGUCAUCCCGCAAUUUGAUCGCUUUGUCAAGUGCCUCCCAUUGUUCCUUUCUGUAGAGGGAUUUCUUAAAUUUUAGAGUAUUUUUAUAAUGAGAACGCCACCUGUGCAGGUUUUCCAAUGAGGCCUUCCUUUUCCAAGGUCCCUUCCUUUUCCAAGGUCCCUUCCUGUUUUACCUUAUUUUGUAGUUUCCUGAGCAAAGAUCUUAGAUUCCUACAGUCUUUGUCGAACCAGGCCCUCGAGUUGUUUUGUUUUUUGGGAGGGUUGGAAUUCGUGAGUAGUGGGAAGAGCGACUCUGAGACCUGCUGAAAUGUUGAAAAGGGGUCAGAAAUGGAUGAGAUGCACUGGUCUCUCAAGGCCAGUAAGUCUGAUGAAUGUAGGUGUAAUUUGAUUUUAGAUUCCAGGUCGCUGUUCCAUUUACGCCUACGAAGGGCCAGAGUUGGAGGUGGGUCUGCACAGUGAUUGCGGUGUUGCGGAUCCUCCACACCACGGGGAAUUAGUGAAAUUGAUAUAGGAAGAUGAUCACUCUCAAUUCUAUUGAAAGUCCUGAAGCCCUGUGACCUCUCCAAGAGUUUUGGGGAGACCAGGAUAUAAUCAAUAACGCUCGCACCUCUGGGUCCAAGAAAAGAAAAGAAACCCCCUGACCUGUCCAUAUGGGUACCAUGCAAAUUAUACAAAUUAUGUUUGAAGGCAGUCUCCAUUAAUGUAAUGCCUGCCUUAUUCAAGACCUUAUCGUCUGAGGACCAGGGAAUAAACCAAUCUGCCUCUGGCAAGAACUGAGAUUUAGAGCAGUACGUAUUAAUGUCAUUUCCUAUCCUGGCGUUGAAAUCACCUGCCAGCAGGAUAUCCAUGCCAGGGAAUUCUAGUUCAGCCUUCUCCAGACAUAGCUCUAAAUCUUCCCAGAAUUGUGACGACUGGGGAGGGGUGCCUAUGGGAGGGAUAUAUAUAUUAAAGCAAAGGAAAUCUCCUCCUUCACUACUAGAAAUAAGUAAGAUUUGUAAAUUGUUACUCUUCACCCACUGCUGUUGCCGGGCCUUGCAUUUUAGCUUGGUAGAAACAAAAGUGACUAAACCACCACUAGGUCGGCCCACCGAUGCCUCUCACUCUCCAGGCUUCAGCGAAAGCCUGCAUUCGCCCCAUAGGACGCACACACAUUUCCCCUUCAUUUUUGGAGGGGAAAAAGUGCGUCCUAUGGAGCGAAAAAUACGGUAUUUCCCUUUCCUCUUCUUCUUCUAAUUUUUUAUUGGUUACAAGCAUUAACUUAAAAUCCUGUAUCAAACCUGUCUGCAGUAUUUCUGCACAUAAACAGUAAACGAUUCCCACUCUUUCUUAAACUUCUCGUUGUCAUCGUCUCUGAGCUUUGGCCGUUAAUUUUGCCCUUUCUGCAUAGACCAUUUGCUUGAUUUGCCAUUCUUCUUUCGUCGAUAUCUUUUCUUCCUUCCAUCUUUGGGCUAACAAUAUCCGGGCGGCUGUUGUAGCAUACAUAAAUAUUUUCUUCUGCUCUUCAGGGAGUUUUCAAUGUCUAAAACUCCUGGUAGAGGAACAAGGAUCUAGAGAUCAUGCUAAGGGUGGCCAAAUUCUGUGCGACUGCCAUGAAACUUAGGGAACAAACUGUACUACCAAAAUGAUUAAGGUUUUAAAUGACAAUUUUAGGUUAUAUUUUAGUGAUUAAGAUUUAAUAUAUAUUUUUAACUGCCACUAUAUCUGAAUUGUCCAUGUUAUACCCAAUUCAAUGUAUUCCUGUUGCGUUUUAUGAUUUUCCUGAUAUUGUAAGUGAGCCAGAACUGGUCUGUGACCCUAAUAAUAAAAUUCAUUCUCAUUCAUUCAUUCUUCAGGGAGUUCAGUUCCUAUCAAUCCUAGUAAGAAAGCUUUUGGGUUGUUGUUUUUUUAGCAAAGGUUACUUUAAACAUUUUCUUCCGUUCGUUAUAGAUCGUUUCCCAGAAGCUUUUAAUAGGAAGGCCUCUUCUCUUGGUUCCAGGUUGCCUUCCUCUGCUGCGCCUUGCUGAACCCGGGGAGUUCACCAAACGCGCCUUCCAGAACGGCAAGCUAGACUUGACCGCAGCAGAAGGCCUAGGGGACUUGAUUCAUGCUGAGACGGAAAGCCAGCGGCGGCAGGCUCUCCGCCAGAUGGAAGGGGACUUGGGGCGGCUCUAUCGCCGUUGGAGCGACACCCUCACAAAGGCAAGGGAAUUGGGGUCACUUACUGGGUGGAAAAGCAGGGACGAAGGUGGCGCUGUGGGUUAAACCACAGAGCCUAGGACUUGCCGAUCAGAAGGUCGGCGGUUUGAAUCCCCCCAAUGACGGGGUGAGCUCCCGUUGCUCGGUCCCUGCUCCUGCCAACCUAGCAGUUCGAAAGCACCUCAAAGUGCAAGUAGAUCAAUAGGCACCACUCUGGCGGGAAGGUAAACGGCAUUUCCGUGCGCUGUUCUGGUUCGCCAGAAGCGGCUUAGUCAUGCUGGCCACAUACCCGGAAGCUGUACGCUGGCUCCCUCGGCCAAUAAAGCGAGAUGAGCGCUGCAACUCCAGAGUCAGUCACAACUGGACCUAAUGGUCAGGGGUCCCUUUACUUUUACUGGGUGGAAUGGUUUGUGUAGGAUUCCUGGAACUGAGACUCCUGCCCUGCAAAGGGAACAGCUUUUAGUGGCAAGGGCCAUAAAGGUUAACAGUAAUAAUAAAAAUAAAACCCAAGAAUAUAAGAAGAUCCCUGCAGCAGGAUCAGGCCAAAGUGGUAUGAUCUUGUCAAGCAUCCCUUCCUCAUAGGUGGUCGUCAAAAUUAGCCAGGCGCAUUUUGCACCUGAAUCUUAGGUAAAAGGUAAGGUAAAGGACCCCUGGAUGGUUAAGUCCAGUCAAAGGUGACUAUGGGGUUGCGGCGCUCAUCUCGCUUUCAGGCCGAGGAAGCUGGCGUUUGUCUGCAGACAGCUUUCUGGGUCAUGUGGCCAGCAGGACUAAACUGCUUCUGGCACAACGGGACACUGUGACAGAAACCAGAGCACAUGGAAACGCCGUUUACCUUCCCGCCGGAGCGGUACCUAUUUAUCUACUUGCACUUUGAUGUGCUUUCGAACUGCUAGGUUGGCAGGAGCUGGGACAGAGCAAUGGGAGCUCACCCUGUCGUGGGGAUUUGAACUGCCAACCUUCUGAUCGGCAAGCCCAAGAGGCUCAGGGAUUUAGAUCACAGGCGUUUAGAUCCUUUCUUUUGUCUGGCCGUAAUAGGAAUGUGCUUUCUCUCUUUCCCUCCUCCCUGCAAACAGAAGUAUUUAUUUUGUUCCCUGCAGUUUCUUUUGGGCCACACCAAACAUCAAAUAUUUGGUUAUAGUACAUAAUUACUCCCUACUCUCUGACCAAGAAAAUGAGCUGCUGACCUUUAUUGUUCCCACAGGCCUUGGCCCACCUUGAAGCCUACAUUGACUUCAGCGAAGACGACAACAUUGAGGAGGGGAUCCUUGCUGAAGGUAAGGAGCCUGCCAUGGGGGGGGCACUUAGAACCCUUCCUCCCACGCCCAAAUAAAUGUUGACCUCUCUAUGGUUUGGCCCCAACGGCAGCAAUAGAAGUGCAGCUACAUUCGCAAGGAUGCCGCCCUGCUUUUAAAAUAAAAGGUUGGACAAUUAAUGAGUUGCUGCGCCAUCAAAGAUAACAGAUUUGGACAACAUCCCGGAAUUGGAACGGAAUCAGACGAAGCUGAGCUGAUAAAAAGGCAACUGGAAAAACUUUAUAUUAACAAAGCUAUAUUCAGCGGAUGAAAGUACGGUGGUACCUCGGGUUAAGUACUUAAUUCGUUCCGGAGGUCCGUUCUUAACCUGAAACUGUUCUUAACCUGAAGCACCACUUUAGCUAAUGGGGCCUCCUGCUGCUGCUGUGCCGCCAGAGCCCGAUUUCUGUUCUCAUCCUGAAGCAAAGUUCUUAACCCGAGGUAAUAUUUCUGGGUUAGCGGAGUCUGUAACCUGAAGCGUAUGUAACCUGAAGCGUAUGUAACCCGAGUUACCACUGUAUAUGGUGUUUGACAUGAAUGAGAAUCCUGGACCCAGGAACAAAAAAUUACCAAGCGUUAAUAUCGAAAUGUGGAAAAUAUGGAAACAACAAAGAGAAAGAGGGCUAGGAUGCGGAGAUAUGCUCCAGAGAUCCAGACCGUGGGGAGCACCAAGAAAUUAAUAAAUACAAUUUGGACUAUAAUUUGAUCUUUUUUAUUUUAGUCUUUUGGUGGGACGUGGGUGAGGCUGUGGGUUAAACCACAGAGCCUAGGACUUGCCGAUCAGAAGGUCGGUGGUUCAAAUCCCCACAACGGGUGAGCUCUCGAUCCUCGGUCCCUGCUCCUGCCAACCUAGCAGUUCGAAAGCACCUCAAAGUGCAAGUAGAUCAAUAGGUACCGCUCUGGCGAGAAGGUAAAUGGCGUUUCCGUGCGCUGCUCUGGUUUGCCAGAAGCGGCUUAGUCCUGCUGGCCACAUGACCCGGAAGCUGUACGCCGGCUCCCUCGGCCAAUAAAUCGGGAUGAGCGCUGCAGCCCCAGAGUCGGCCACGACUGGAGCUAAUGGUCAGGGGUCCCAUUACCUUUAAUAUCGAGAUGUGGAAAAUACGGAAACAACAAAGAGAAGCAGAACUAAGAUGUGGAGCUAUGCUCCAGAGAUCCAGACCGUGGGGAGCCCCAAGAAAUUAAUAAAUACUAUUUGGUCUAUAAUUUGAUCUUUUUAUUUUAGUUUUUUAUUUAAUUGAAGUAUUAUGAUUGGAUAUUUAAUUGGAAAAUCAAUAAAAAUGAUUUAAAAAUAAAAUAAAAUUUGAAAGGCGAUAGUCCUCAUGGCUGGGGGAAGAAGGAAAAGCAUUGGAAAGCCAGGAAGGGAAGGUUUUUUUUGGGGAGGGGGGAUGUGCAGUUUUGAGACAAUAGCCAUAAUCGGAGAGGCUCUGUCUUUUAUUUCUUCCUUCCUACUUCUUCACAGUGGAAGAGGCCGUUGAGGCGUUGGAGAAGGAGAUGCGGGAGCACUUGCAAGAUGGCCGCCGCGGCGAGAGGCUGAGGGACGGUGUUCAUGUCGUGAUCGCAGGGCCCACCAACGCUGGGAAAAGCAGCCUCCUCAACCACCUCUGUGAGCAGGAAGGGCAUCGGGGAGUUCUUUGGGCAUGGCGUGAAUGGGAAAAAAAAGUUGGGGCUGCUCAAUUGUAUUCUGCUGUUUUGUACCUUUGCCAUCCUGGGCUCCUUUGAGAGGAACAAGGGGAUAGAAAUUUAGCAAAGAACAAUGUUUUCAGUCCUGAUCUGCAUGGCUGGCCUGAUUUACAUGUUGUUGUUUAGUCGUUUAGUCGUGUCCGACUCUUUGUGACCCCCUGGACCAGAGCACGCCAGGCCCUCCUGUCUUCCACUGCCUCCCACAGUUUGGUCAAACUCAUGCUGGUAGCUUCGAGAACACUGUCCCACCAUCUCGUCCUCUGUCUCCCCUCCUCCUUGCGCCCUCCAUCUUUCCCAACAUCAGGGUCUUUUCCAGGGAGUCUUCUCCUGAGGUGGCCAAAGUAUUGGAGCCUCAGCUUCAGGAUCUGUCCUUCCAGUGAGCACUCAGGGCUGAUUUCCUUCAGAAUGGAGAGGUUUGAUCUUCUUGCAGUCCAUGGGACUCUCAAGAGUCUCCUCCAGCACCAUAAUUCAAAAGCAUCCAUUCUCCGGCGAUCAGCCUUCUUUAUGGUCCAGCUCUCACUUCCAUACAUCACUACUGGGAAAACCAUAGCUUUAACUAUACGCACCUUUGUUGGCAAGGUGAUGUCUCUGCUUUAGAGGCCUGAUUUACAUGGCACCCUACAGAGUAACGUAAGCAAAGACUAAACCAAAAACUAGAGUUCCCUGCCCCAAGGGGCUCACCACUGAAAUUGUUAAAGGAGAGAGAAUCACUGGUUUUCGAACAGCUUAGUUCUCGCACGUUUUGGCUCCCGAGUGCCGCAAAUCCAAAAGUGACUGUUCCGGUUUGCAAACUAUUUUUGGAAGCUGAACGUCUGACGGGGCUUCCGAUUGGAGCUUCCUGCAGCCAAUCGGAAGCCGUGCUUUCGUUUUGGAAGUCGAACGGACUUCCGGAACGGAUUCCUUUCGACUUCCAAGGUACAACUGUAUUACCUACUCCCAGCGACCCUGAACUUUUCCAGGGACUUGUGCAGAAAGAUGCCUGCAUCUUUUUUUUAAUACAGUGGUACCUCGGGUUACAUACGCUUCAGGUUACACACUCCACUAAGCCAGAAAUAGUGCUUCAGGUUAAGAACUUUGCUUCAGGAUGAGAACAGAAACCGGGUUCCAGCGGCAGCAGGAGGCCCCAUUUGCUAAAGUGGUGCUUCAGGUUAAGAACAGUUUCAAGUUAAGAACGGACCUCUGGAACGAAUUAAGUACUUAACCCAGGGUACCACUGUACUUAAUUCAUUCUGGAGGUCUGUUCUUAACCUGAAGCGCCACUUUAGCUAAUGGGGCCUCCCGCUGCCACCGUCCUGCUGCUGCGUGAUUUCUGUUCUCAUCCUGAAGCAAAGUUCUUAACCUGAGGUACCAUUUCUGUGUUAGCAGAGUCUGUAACCUGAAGCGUAUGUAACCUGAAGCGUCUGUAACCUGAGGUACCACUGUAUCCAGGAUGAUGGGGAUUGAACCUCGUACCUCCUGCAUAAUAAUAAUAAUAAUAAUAAUAAUAAUAAUAAUUUCUAUUUAUACCCCACCCUCUCCAGCCAAGGCUGGGCUCAGGGCGGCUAACAAGCAAUAAUAAAAACAAGUUGAAUGAAUACAACUUUAAAACGAGAUUUAAAUACAACAUUAAAAUAUUAAAAUGCAAAGCAAGUCCUUAAUUAUCAAUAAUAAUUUGAUUUAUCACCUGACCGUCACCCUCGCUUCUCGGGGCAGGCCCCUGUUUAAAAUGCAUCAUCAAAACGAGCUGUGAAUCGCUACGCUAAUGGCCCCUUUUGGCUAAAUAAGGAGAGCGCAGCUGUUGGUAAAGGUAAAGGGACCCUAGACCAUUAGGUCCAGUCGUGGCCGACUCUGGGGUUGCGGCGCUCAUCUCGCUUUAUUGGCCAAGGGAGCCGGCGUACAGCUUCCGGGUCUCGUGGCCAGCAUGACUAAGCCGCUUCUGGCGAACCAGAGCAGCGCACGGAAACGCCGUUUACCUUCCCGCCAGAGUGGUGCCUAUUGAUCUACUUGCACUUUGAGGUGCUUUCGAACUGCUAGGUUGGCAGGAGCAGGGACCGAGCAACGGGAGCUCACCCCGUCAUUGCGGGGAUUCGAACCGGCGACCUUCUGAUCGGCAAGCCCAAGAGGCUCAGCGGUUUAGACCACAGCGCCACCCGCGUCCCUGCAGCUGUUGAUAUUUGCUUGUAAUGUACAGUCACAUAGCCCAGUAAUGUCAACUCUGGCUGGCAGCACUGGCUCCGCACAGAUCCGGAGGGCAGAGUUGUUUCUCUCCUUCAGAAACCUUUUAAACUAGAGCUGAAGGUGGCAAGGAAGUCAUACAGCCCCCACCCCUUGUCUGGAGGCGGUUGGAGGAUGGAUGGCAGCUAACAGAUUGAGACUGAAUCCUGACAAGACAGAAGUACUGUUUUUGGGGGACAGGAGGCGGGCAGGUGUGGGGGAUUCCCUGGUCCUGAAUGGGGCAACUGUGCCCCUGAAGGACCAGGUGUGCAGCCUGGGAGUCAUUCUGGACUCACUGCUCUCCAUGAAGGCGCAGGUCAGUUCUGUGUCCAGGGCAGCUGUUUAUCAGCUCUAUCUGGUACGCAGGAUGAGACCCUAUCUGCCCACAGACUGUCCCGCCAGAGUGGUGCAUGCUCUGGUUAUCUCCCGCUUGGACUACUGCCAUGCGCUCUAUGUGGGGCUACCUUGGAAGGUGACGCGGAAACAACAAGUAAUCCAGAAUGCGGCAGCCAGACUGGGGACUGGGAGCGAGACCAUAUAACACUGGUCUUGAAAGACCUACAUUGGCUCCCAGUACGUUUCCGAGCACAAUUCAAAGUGUUGGUGCUGACCUUUAAAGCCCUAAAUGGCCUCGGUCCAAUAUAUCUGAAGGAGCGUCUUCACCUCCAUCGUUCUACCCGGACACUGAGGUCCAGCACCGAGGGCCUUCUGGUGGUUCCCUCCCUGCGAGAAGCCAAGUUACAGGGAACCAGGCAGAGGGCCUUCUCAAUAGUGGCACCUACCCUGUGGAACGCCCUCCCAUCAGAUGUCAAAGAGAACAACAACUACCAGACUUUUAGAAGACAUCUGAAGGCAGCCCUGUUUAGGGAAGCUUUUAAUGUUUGAUGUAUUAUACUAUUUUAAUAUUUUUUUGGAAGCCGGCCAGAGUGGCUGGGAAAGCCCAGCCAGAUGGGCGGGGUAUAAAUAAUAAAAUUAUUAUUAUUAUUAUUAUUAUUGCUUUACAGAGAACCUUCCAAAUUUCUCUUCCCUGUUUUGGGGAGGACUGAUUAUUUUUUUUAAUCCCAGUGGCUGUAGCCGAGUUGGGGAUCCUGCCAUCUAAAUGGCUUGCUCCCGAGACCCGUCCGCCAUCUCUGCCCCUUAGUGCUAUAGAUCAUUAUGCUAAUUGCUGGUUCUCUGGAUGGAUUAAUUAUAAUUAUAAUCCUCGGCUCCCUCUUCAUACGGUUGCUUUUGCCAAGACUUUAAAUGCCUCCGAAGAACACCAGUGGCUGAGAAUCGCAAGGGGAGUUCACUGCCUCACAAGUAGAGGGAAGUUCAUUGGCGGCGCUGUGGUCUAAACCACUGAGCCUCUUGGGCUUGCUGAUCGGAAGGUCGGCGGUUUGAUUCCCCGCGACGGGGUGAGCUCCCGUUGCUCUAUCCCAGCUCCUGCCAACCUAGCAGUUCGAAAGCACACCAGCGCAAGUAGAUAAAUAGGUACCAUUGCAGCGGGAAGGUAAACGGCAUUUCCGUGCGCUCUGGUUUCUGUCAUAGUGUCCCAUUGCGCCAGAAGCUUUUUAGUCCUGCUGGCCACAUGACCUGGGAAGCUGUCUGUGAACAAACGCCGGCUCCCUCAGCCUGAAAGCGAGAUGAGCACCGCAACCCCAUAGUCACCUUUGGCUGGACUUAACCGUCCAGGGGUCCUUUACCUUUUACCUUUUUUAUUCAGGUUCUGUUUGGGGGCUUCCUAUAGUUAGGGGCAUCUUAUUGGCUGCUGUGAAGACAGGUCGCUGGACUGGACUGGAUGGGCCACCUUUGGCUUGAUCCAGCUCCAGCGUUCUUCCCAUCUUCUGAGCAUUGGUGAUUGCCUCUAAAGUCUACCUUCCCUCCCUAAUUUAACUGUUGUCCUCCCUCAGGUCAGAAGCCGGCAGCCAUUGUUUCCCCCAUAGCGGGGACCACGCGGGAUGUGGUGGAGGCGGCGCUGAACAUCGGCGGGUUCCCUGUGGUGCUGAGCGACACCGCAGGGCUGCGGGACACCAGUGAUGUUGUUGAGAUGGAGGGAGUGAACCGGGCUCGGCAGAGGUGAGUGGGAAAAGGCGACGGCAGCCGCAGUAUCUGGGUCUUAAGCAAAGCUUCUCUUGCUGUCUCGAGGCGUUCACAAAGUAAAGGAAGGAUUGAACUCUGAUUAAAAAGAAUGCACACAGAGGCUUGAACCAGCAAGACUCUGGGAAGGGUGUGCAUAAUAAUCUCUGCCUCCCCACCCCUUGGCCCAGAUCGUUUUAUUCACAAAAUACCUUUUUACAGAGUGUUCGUAAGAACCAAUCAGAUUUCUUCCGAGCAUUUCAACAAACCCCACGUGGGGACAAAGUUAAACUACCAAAACUAAUUAAGCACACAUAUUUCUGGGGUAAACAAAACAGAACUACAAAGGAGUGCCUUUGGCAACCCCUGAGGUCAUAAACAAGCAAUAUACUGUAUUUUUUGCUCUAUAAGACUCACUUUUUCCCUCCUAAAAAGUAAGGAGAAAUGUGUGUGCGCACCUAGUUUUUGGAGGAGGAAACAAGAAAAAAAAUAUUCUGAAUCUCAGAAGUCAGAACAGCAAGAGGGAUCGCUGCGCAGUGAAAGCAGCAAUCCCUCUUGCUGUUCUGGCUUCUGGGAUAGCUGCACAGCCUGCAUUCACUCCAUAAGACGCAUACACAUUUCCCCUUCUUUUUAGGAGGGAAAAAGUGAGUCUUAUAGAGCAAAAAAUACGGUAUUUUGUUGCACUGAGCUAAGGCUUUUAACUGGCUCUCUGUUCCCUGCAGGGUGGAGGUUGCUGACCUCGUUCUUGCCGUCCUGGAUGCAGCGGAAGUGGCCCAGAAGCCUAACCAACUGGUCCCUGCCUUGCUGGACAUCCUGCCGCCGGACGAUCCGAAAGGGACCCGGCUGUACUUGCUGGUUCUGAACAAGAUGGACCUGCUUGGCGACAAGGAACGGGCGGAUCUGCUGCCGAACCUUGCCAACUCGGACCUGGCGCCAGCCUGCUUUCUCUCUUGCAAAACGGAAGAAGGGAUCGCUACUUUCCUGAGCGUGUUGGGGAAGCAGCUGGCUAACAUGUGAGGACCGGGAGAGAAGGAGCCAUGAGGGGGUGGGUUGGGCUGGGCUUGCCCCUCUCGCCUGCAACUCUGGAGAGCUGCAGCCAGUCAGUGAGGGCAACACUGAACUAAUUGGACCAGUGCUUUUGACUACGUUUAAAGGUAAAGGGACCCCUGACCAUUAGGUCCAGUCGUGACCGACUCUGGGGUUGCGGUGCUCAUCUCGCUUUAUUGGCCGAGGGAGCCGGUGUACAGCUUCCGGGUCAUGUGGCCAGCAGGACUAAGCCGCUUCUGGCGAAACCAGAGCAGCGCACGGAAACGCCGUUUACCUUCCCGCCGGAGAGGUACCUAUUUAUCUACUUGCACUUUGAUGUGCUUUCGAACUGCUAGGUUGGCAGGAGCAGGGACCGAGCAACGGGAGCUCACCCCGUCGCGGGGAUUUGAACCGCCGACCUUCCGAUCGGCAAGUCCUUGGCUCUGUGGUUUAACCCAUAGCGCCACCUGCCUCCCUUGACUGGGUUUAUUUUUUUCCAAAAAAAAAUUAUUCAUUUUAUAACACAAAUAAAAAACAGAAACAGAAAAGACAAACAAUACAAAUUCUUGUCAUAUCCUUAUUUUUCUAAACAUUAAGUUGGCUUCCCCAAGUCCCACCUAUCUGAUUUUCAUUUUACUUCAUCUUUAGCAGUUUACAUAUAUCAUAAUUUCUAACCAUCUUUUUUUUUUAAAUCACACUUAAAAUAACUUCACAUUUUAUCACUUACAGAUAAUACUGCUUUAAAAUACGCUAUCUUCUACUUCUAACCCUACAGCCUACAUCCACAGCUAUUCUAAGGUUUAGAUAUUAAAAUAUUUUUUCAAAUAUUCCUUAAACUUCUUCCAGUCUUCUUCCACCGUCUCUUCUCUCUGGUCUCAGAGUCUCCCGGUCAGUUCGGCAAGUUCCAUAUAGUGCAUCAUCUUUCUUUUGACUGGGUUUAAGGUUCGAAUCCCCGCGACGGGGUGAGCUCCCGUUGUUCAGUCCCUGCUCCUGCCCACCUAGCAGUUCAAAAGCGCGUCAAAGUGCAAGUAGAUAAAUAGGUACCGCUCCGGCAGGAAGGUAAAUGGCGUUUCCGUGCACUGCACGGGUUCGCCAGAAGCGGCUUAGUCAGUUGUGGUUGUUGACACAACUGCUGCUCGAAUUUUACUAGCUAAAAAGUGGAAAACGCAAGAAUUACCAACAGUGGAAGAAUGGCAGAUGAAGAUGAUGGAUUUUUUGGAACUAGCCGACCUAACCGGAAGAGUCCGUGACCAGGAGGAGGAGUAUCAGGAAGAAUGGACUAAAUUUAAUGAUUACUUAGUUAAAUAUGUCAAGUUAAAUUAAUUGGAAACAGCUUGCAGAUACUUAAUUGGCUUAGGAUCGUGUAUACGUUAAGUGAUGAAUUAAUAUGUUUAAUUUCAAAAUGAAAAGAUUUAAGGAUGUUAAUGUUCAAGUUAAAUUUUAUAAGAACUGUGAUUUGGAAAACCGUUAAAAGGAUGUGCAUUGAAAUUCAACCAAGGGGAAGCGGGGAAGUCACUUAACAAUGUUAAUAAGUGUAAUUUUUAAUAAGGUUAUGAUUUAUGUUUGUUUGUUUUAUGUGUUUGUUUAUAAUUUUGUGGAAAUCAAUAAAAAAAAAUGGGGGGGGGGGAAGAAGCGGCUUAGUCCUGCUGGCCACAGAACUCCUGGCUGUACGCCGGCUCCCUCGGCCAGUAAAGCGAGAUGAGCGCCGCAACCCCAGAGUCGGUCACGACUGGACCUAAUGGUCAGGGGUCCCUUUACCUUUUCAGGCAGCUUCCUAGGUUUGCAGUCCCCCCCUACGUACAAAGCCUUUUACCUAACCACAGUAAAUGUCUCUUCUAUUUUUUAAUCUUUCAAUAUUUUAAUGUUGUAUUUUAAUCUUAAGUUGUAUUCAUUUCAACUUGUCUUUAUUAUUGCUUGUUAGCCGCCCUGAGCCUGGCCUUGGCUGGGGAGGGUGGGGUAUAAAUAAAAAUUAUUAUUAUUAUUAUUAUUGCCCUCCAGGUGCGGCGACCCUCUCACAGGCUCCCCCAGCCCCACGCAAGCGCGCCACCAGCUCAGCUUAGCCAAAUGUCUAGAGGCCCUGGGGCGCUUUGGCCACUACCGGGCUGUGGAUCUCGCACUGGCCGCAGAGGAAUUGCGGCAGGCCCGGCGACUGCUAGGACGUCUGACGGGACAGGUGGGGUCUGAAGAGAUCCUGGAGCUCAUCUUCAAGGAUUUUUGCAUUGGCAAGUGAUGGAGUGACGUGACAGGGUGAGCUCCCGUUGCUCGGUCCCUGCUCCUGCCAACCUAGCAGUUCGAAAGCACACCAGUGCAAGUAGAUAAAUAGGUACCACUCCGGCGGGAAGGUAAACGGUGUUUCCGUGCGCUGCUCUGGUUCGCCAGAAGCGGCUUAGUCCUGCUGGCCACAUGACCCAGAAGCUGGACACUGGCUCCCUCGGCCAGUAAAGCGAGAUGAGCGCCGCAACCUCAGAGUCAUCCCCGACUGGACCUAAUGGUCAGGGGUCCCUUUACCCUUUACCUUUAAGUGAUGGAGGCAAACAGAGAGCAUCUUAUCCCACCUUUUGGAGCCGGGUGCAGCUGGAGCAUGGCGCCAUCUGGCGCUUGGAGGUGGUUCUGCGGUUCGAAGUAUAUUUUGGCCGGGGCAAAGGGACCCUGAGACUCUUUUUUAAAAAAUAAUAAUUUUGGGGGGGAAAUUUUAUUUACAACGUAACACAACCCCCCCACCCCCCGACACAGAAAUCCACCCCCAUCAGACACAAACAUAACAAGCAACAAGCGUAAUAUACAACAAUACAAACAACCAAAUAAAAGACUUCCUUUAUCCUGU